ACUGUGUUACUUCUUUAUCUAUAUUUAUGUCUCUUCUGUUUGUUCACUACCAUGUUAUGAGCUCAAGACAACCGUACUCUUUUCCAUUCCUACGAGACAACAUAGAUAAAUACCUGCACAUAAAAAAAGGCAUUUCCUUUUCAUUUCAUCAUUUGGUCAUCAUGACUUUCCAUCAUCCCAUGAACUUUGUUUAUAUGAUGAUAGACAACGGACAUGUUUCGUGUCUUUGCAAAUGUGGUCCCAGAUUGGGUCUUCGCUAGGCGUAGAAAAAAUGAAUAUUUUUGUUCAGCUGGGAGAGAUUUUGGUUAUGGGGUCUCUUAAUUUAGACCAGUGAGAUGCUCUGGAGAUAUUAAAGAGAGUUUUUGGUUAGUUUGCGAGAUUUUAUUUAUUGAUUUAUUCCUUUUUUGGUUUGGGUUAACUGGGUUUAUCAAGUUUUCUUGAUGUAACGUUUAUGUAUAGAUAGAGAGAAAAUUCCCAGUAGUUGAAUUCUUUUAUAAGUUCCUUUGGCUAGAAAGUUGAAUCGGCACUUCUGAGUUACAGAUUAUCGUGAUUCUCUUCAGAAGUGAAAGAAAGAGUCUUUUAAAGGUUCAACCAUCCUUCAUCUAUCAGCAUGGCUGUGGUGAGUCCUAUGCCUGCAACUGCACCACAGAUCAACCGUACGAGCAAGCUUCGUGAUGUUGGGGUUCCUGGAAUCAUGACUAGUAGGAGUGAAAUUGUGAGUGAGCCCAGUCCAAGUAUGGUUGAUGAUACACUCUAUGUUGCUGUGGCAAAAGAUGUGAAAGACAGCAAAUUAAAUCUCAUAUGGGCAAUACAAAAUUCUGGAGGAAGGAGAAUCUGCAUCCUUCAUGUUCACGUGCCAUCACCUACGAUCCCUAUGAUGGGUGCUAAAUUUCCUGCAAGUGCACUGAGAGAACAGGAAGUUCAAGAUUAUCAUGAAAGGGAAAGGCAAAAAGUUCCGAAGACUAUGGAUCCCUAUCUUUAUAUCUGUCAAAGAAUGGGGGUGAGGGCAGGGAAAGUACUCAUUGAAAUGGAUUGUGUAGAAAAAGGGAUUGUAGAGCUCAUCCACCAGUAUGGCAUACAGAGGCUUGUAAUGGGAGCAGCAUCUGAUAAGAACUAUUCUAGGAGAAUGAUAUCCCUCAAAUCUAAGAAAGCUAUAUAUGUAUCUGAACAAGCUCCAGCUUCUUGUCAUAUGCAGUUUGUCUGCAACGGGUACCUCAUACACACAAGGGAUUGCAGAUUGGAUAGAGGGAAUGUAGAGGUUGGAUCUCCUGUGCUGCAAAUAGCAAACUCUGAAGUUGGGCAUUCACCAAACAUGGGAUCCCCAUCCUCAGUGGAAGGGCAAAAUCGUUGGAGAAAACCAAUUAAUACCGGACAAGAGUUAUUUCGUAGAGUUAGGACUAUCAAUGGUGCACUUCGGAAGAGCAUUGGAUCUGUUUCUUCUUUAGAAGGGUACUUAACUCCUCAGAGAAAGUUCAGUAAAGAAGCAAGUUGUGAUGAGUUUGAUGAGCAGUCACGAGGGAGUCCUUCAGUAUUCUCAAUGUGCUUUGAGAGCUGUUUGGGUGAAGCACAAUUGAUCCCAGAUUUGAUUAACAAUGGCAGUGAGAAUGUAUUAGGCUUGUCAUUGAAUGACUUUUCUCUGGAUAACAAGGAUCUUCAUUCACCAUCUCCAAGUGUAUUGGAUGAAGGAAUGGAUGAUGCUCUCUAUGGUCAACUUGAACAGGCAAUGGCUGAGGCUUGGAAUGCUAGGAAAGAUGCACAUCAAGAAACUGUUAGGCGCGUGAAAGCAGAAAAAGAAGCCAAGGAUGCUAUACGCAAGGCUAAAGCCACUGAAAACCUGUAUCAAGAAGAGCUAAAACUAAGAAAAGAACAAGAGGAAGAAGUACAGAAAGCAAAUGAAGAAGUUGAUAAUAUGAAGAGCCAGAUAAACAAAGUUAACGAGGAACUCCAACUUGCCUUAGAUCAGAAAUUAUCUCUAGAGAAUCAAAUUGCAUCUACUGAACUUAUUGUGAAGGAGUUGGAGCAGAAGAAUAUAUCUGCUGAUGAGUUGUCUCAAAAGUACAAGGAUGAACUAGAUGAGUUGCAAAUGCAACUUGAUAAUGCAUUGGGAGAGGCUGAGGAGUUAAAGAGAAAACAAGGGGAAUCCUCAAGCAUGCACGGGCUUCAACCCUUCUCAGAAUUCUCCUUUUCAGAGAUUAAAGAAGCAACAAGAAACUUCAAUCCAUCCCUUAAGAUUGGACAAGGUGGAUAUGGAAGUAUAUUUAAAGGUAUCUUACGUCACACUGAGGUGGCUAUAAAAAUGUUGAGUCCUGACAGUGCCCAAGGUCCAAUGGAGUUUCAACAAGAGGUUGAAAUAUUGAGCAGGUUGAGGCACCCGAAUCUUGUGACACUCAUAGGAUCCUGCCCAGAAUCCUGGACUCUUGUGUAUGAGUAUUUACCCAAUGGAAGCCUUGAAGAUCGUCUCAACUGUAAAGAUAACACACCUCCAUUAUCAUGGCAAACUCGAAUUCGCAUAGCUGCAGAACUCUGCUCGGCUCUCAUCUUUCUUCAAUCAAGUAAACCUCACAGCAUAGCACAUGGUGACUUAAAGCCAGGCAACAUUCUCCUGGAUGCAAACCUUGUAACCAAGCUCAGCGACUUUGGAAUCUGUCGUAUAUUAUCUUGUCAAGAGGGUUCAAGUAGCAGCACUACAGAGUUUUGGAGGACUGUUCCAAAGGGAACUUUUGUGUAUGUGGAUCCUGAAUUCCUUAUUUCUGGUGAACUCACACCAAAGUCAGAUGUUUACUCGUUUGGAGUCAUUUUAUUGAGAUUGAUCACUGGGAAACCUGCUCUGGGAAUAACAAAGGAAGUGCAAUAUGCAUUACAUAGUAGAAAGUUGAAAUCCAUCCUGGAUCCAUUGGCUGGAGAUUGGCCAGUUAUGCUAGCUGAAGAGCUGGUUCGCUUGGCUUUGAGGUGUUGUGAGAUGAGUAGAAAGAACAGACCAGAUCUUCAUCCAGAUGUUUGGAGAAUACUGGAACCAAUGAGGGCUUCUUGUGGACCGACUCAACUGGGUUCUCAAGGAAAAUGCCAACCUCCUCCAUAUUUUAUCUGUCCAAUCUCUCUGGAAGUGAUGCAAGAUCCACAAGUGGCUGCAGAUGGUUUUACUUAUGAAGCUGCAGCUAUACGUGAAUGGCUGCAAAGUGGUCGUCACACUUCACCAAGGACAAAAUCUAAGUUAGCACAUCACAACCUUAUUCCCAACCACUCUCUUCGCCAUGCAAUCCAGGACUGGCUUCAAACUCACUGAUCUGCAAGCUUCUCAUUUUUCUCUUUGCUUCUUCAAACUCACUCUCUUUACACAUUUUUAAAGUAUGUAAACAACAUUUUUAUAGCCUACAUGUUGUAUAGGUUGUGCACAUUUUGAGUUCUUGUAAAAAGGUUACGUAUGUAUGUAUGGUUAAAGAGAUGCUAUUUGUUAUCUUUUGGCAAUGAGCAAUGCUAUUUAUUAAUCUUAACCAUCCCAA
Vigna angularis (adzuki bean) is the source of this 3500-nucleotide messenger RNA. Its product is annotated as U-box domain-containing protein 33. The transcript is spliced from 9 exons. The record is from RefSeq and is a predicted model, not a curated record. Gene Ontology annotation, molecular function: ubiquitin-protein transferase activity; ATP binding; protein kinase activity. Bases 611 to 3283 code for a protein of 890 amino acids. Lineage: Eukaryota; Viridiplantae; Streptophyta; Magnoliopsida; Fabales; Fabaceae. Gene Ontology annotation, biological process: protein ubiquitination; protein phosphorylation.